UCGGGCACUUGGCCUGUGACCAAAGAUUCACUUGUGUAUAUCACAUCCAGCUUCAUCAAUGGACUCAAGUCGAGUUGAAGGAGGACUUAAUGUCACCUUAACCAUCACGUUACUCAUGUAUGGAAAGGAGGUUGGAAGUAUCAUUGGCAAGAAAGGAGAGUCAGUGAAGAAAAUGAGAGAAGAAAGUGGCGCCCACAUCAACAUCUCUGAUGGGAACUGUCCGGAGAGGAUCAUAACCCUGGCAGGACCCACCACCUCCAUUUUCAAAGCGUUCUCCAUGAUCAUAGAGAAACUGGAGGACAUCAGCACCUCAAUGACUAACAGUACAGCCACCAGCAAACCACCAGUCACCAUGCGCCUCGUUGUGCCUGCCAGCUAGUGCGGCACGCUCAUCGGCAAAGGGGGCGGCAAGAUCAAAGAAAUCAGAGAAUCAGCAGGAGCUGUCCAACUCAACAGAACGUGCCAUCACGGAAGAUUCGCAAUGGGAGACCCACUAUCCGCAAUAAUGAGCAGUUUUUUCCAUGGAGGACCUGGAAACCAAAGCCAUCAACACAGCACCCACUCUCUGUAA
Molecule: messenger RNA, 571 nt
Organism: Syngnathus acus (greater pipefish)
Lineage: Eukaryota; Metazoa; Chordata; Actinopteri; Syngnathiformes; Syngnathidae
Product: poly(rC)-binding protein 2-like
Exons: 1
Biological process (GO): regulation of RNA metabolic process; regulation of gene expression
Cellular component (GO): cytoplasm; nucleoplasm; nucleus
Molecular function (GO): mRNA binding; single-stranded DNA binding
Source: RefSeq, a predicted model, not a curated record